AUGAAUCGCAUUCAUCCACCACCCGCGAAACCGAACAAGACUCGGCAGCUGCCUCCAAACACGAUGAAGCCGCAUGCACAACCGAACACAGCUCCAAUCAGCAAUGGUUAUGUGCCCAGCUACGUGCCCAGCUAUGUUCCGCCGCCGGAGCCGCCCAAACCCCCACCGGCGCCGCAUGUAGAGGUAGAAAACAACGUCGAGAUUCCGGAGCAAAUCAACGUGGAUGCGACCUCAGCGUCGAACACGGUGGAACGGAUAAUCGCAAACGCCGCCGUCCUCUUCCCGGGAGCGUCGGUUAAAGUCACCACUGCACUUGCUCCUCCUAGGCGAUCCAUUGGUAGUAGUCUUACCUUUGGCGCAAAUGUCUGCCAUGCGCUGCUCGUUGCGCCGAAGAACGAAGAGCGUGCUACAAGUCGAUAUAAAGUGCUGAUAAAGGGGCCGGGAGUGUCAGGCACUAGGGAUCAUCCCGCGGAGGGACGACGGCAAGCUAUUGCUGGCAUGCUUGAGGAGUUGGAACGCAGGGUUGGCAAGGAAUUGCUUGGGCCUGGAGCCUGA
Messenger RNA from Coniosporium apollinis CBS 100218, 555 nucleotides. RefSeq lists its product as uncharacterized. The record is from RefSeq and is a predicted model, not a curated record. NCBI's taxonomy places the organism in Eukaryota, Fungi, Ascomycota, Dothideomycetes. The coding region runs from base 1 to 555 and encodes 184 amino acids. The transcript has 2 exons.